Messenger RNA from Cucumis sativus (cucumber), 2313 nucleotides. Its product is annotated as protein KINESIN LIGHT CHAIN-RELATED 1. Lineage: Eukaryota; Viridiplantae; Streptophyta; Magnoliopsida; Cucurbitales; Cucurbitaceae. Gene Ontology annotation, molecular function: protein binding. The transcript has 18 exons. The record is from RefSeq and is a predicted model, not a curated record. Bases 162 to 1826 code for a protein of 554 amino acids.
CGAGUAAGAGUUUUGCUUGGCAUUCUCCCAAAGCCCCCGUUAGGAGUAAGGAAAACCGUACAGUACAGCUAAAACCCCUUUAAACCCUUUUCGUCUUCCUCUCAACCUUACCUUCCAUUCUAUUCCCUGUCACUCGAGAUACAGCCCGAAGCAAGGCAGAGAUGUACACUAGACAAGCAGCUUCAAAAUGGUUAAAGAGAUUAAGCUUUCGCUCUACAGCAUUCCAUCACACUUCGGGAGCUCCCAAUUUUCCUAACGUAUCAAUCUUCUCUUCUCGCUGCAACGGGAAAUCUUCUUCGCGUAAGAAUAGUAAUGGCUAUCAUGAUGGUUAUCUCAAUGAUUUUCCAUGGGUUCUUUUGUCUGGACCUGCUUCAGCUAUUAUUCUUGGAAUAAACUCAAAUCCUGUUCUAGCUGAAGAAGCAUCAUUUAAGCCAAGUUCGGAAAAUGGUAUUGAGGAUGGUGAGACUGUUGGACUACGCAAAGUGGAGGAUGGUUCUGUGGUAUCGAAUUUACAUACUUCAAAGUGGAGGGUUUUUACUGAUACUGCUCGGGACUUAUUUCUGCAGGGAAGACUUGAAGACGCGGAAAAAUAUUUUAUCUCUGCGAUUCAAGAAGCUAAAGAAGGUUUUGGGGAGAGAGAUCCUCAUGUUGCAUCUGCUUUCAACAAUCUGGCUGAACUGUAUAGAGUCAUGAAAACAUUUGACAAAGCGGAGCCCAUGUAUUUGGAAGCCAUUAAGAUACUGGAGGAAUCCUAUGGCACUGAAGAUAUAAGAGUUGGUUCUGCACUUCACAACCUUGGCCAGUGUUAUCUAGUUCAGAGGAAGCUAAAAGAAUCCUGCAACUGCUAUGAGCGGGCACUGAAGAUCAAAGGUCGCGUUCUUGGAUAUGGCCAUGUUGAUUAUGCAGAUACAAUGUACCAUCUUGGAACAGUGCUAUACCUUCUUGGAGAGGAAAAAGAUUCUGAGGCCCUGAUCCAGGAUUCUAUUAGGAUACUGGAGGAAGGUGGUUUAGGUGAGUCAAUUCUCUGCAUCAGAAGGUUGCGAUAUCUUGCUAAGAUGCACAUGAAGUCAAAUAAUCUUUUGGAGACUGAGAAUGUACAAAGAAAAAUUUUGCACAUUAUGGAAUUAUCAAAGGGAUGGAAUUCUUUGGAAACUAUAAAUUCUGCCGACGGCUUGGCCUCAACGCUAUAUGCCAAUGGUUGCUUGAAGGAAGCACAAGAGCUUCUUGAGAGGUGUCUUGAUGCACGGAAAAGUUUACUUCCUAAGGACCACAUCCAGAUUGCUGCUAACAUGCUUCACAUUGCUCGAGUGGUAAUGCUAAGGUCCAACGAACUAAAGGCGACUGAUGUUUCUAAAGCAGUUACUGCAACUGAUAGAGCAAGAGAACUUUUAAAUAACUCUAUAAGGAUAUCACGAGGAAUAUUAGAUAAAAUAAGCAAGCAUGGCGAGAAGAAAAAAAUUCAUAAAGAUGGAGAAUCUGGAAAGGACGGACGAACAGCACUUAUCAUACUGUUACAAUCACUUGAUUCUCUCGGGAAUUUGGAGAUCACGAUGCAAGAGAUGCAAGUAUCAAAGAAGGAUCCUUUGCUCGUUGAGGCUGAGAAUUUACUCUCUGAAUGUUUUUCUACUUAUCAAAAGUUCAAAGGUUCAACUUUCGACACUCCUGAAGUCAAGGCUGAGUACUGUGCAUGUUUGAAGCGUCUCUCAAGCCUGAUUAGCGAUGGCAAAACAAGAAAGCAAACAGGAAGGGUCAGUUUGGAAGAUCUGAAGGAUGAAAUCAGUCGCCUUCAGGUCGAAUUGUCUCCAUACAGAAAACAAAAAAGCUAACAUCUUUUCGCCUCUUCAGGCCUGGAAUCAUUAUUAUGGCUUCCCUCAUCUAAAGCAGCAACAUGGGGAAGUUUCUUUACUACCUUACCUUUUUCUAUUUCUUUAUUAUGUUGCUAUAUAUUUUUUACCUUUCCUUAUUCUAAAUAUUGGCCUGGGCCUUCAACUGCUGUUGUAGUUGCAGUUCCAAUAAGUGUUGCUACGACCUUACAUGGACAGGAUCUAGGUUGUACAUUUGUGUCCUUAAGUUCUAGGGAGACAAGUUGCAAUAAAGGGCUUUUGGCAGUUUGUUUUAUUCCCUCCCGUUUGUAAUAUCAUUAAUUUCUUCAGAUAAACAUUGUAUAAUAUUUUGUCAUAAACAUAUGUUAGACUUUUGGAUUAGGUAAAAGUGUAGACAUUGAAAAUUGUCUUGACUAAGCUAGGCACAUAUUGACUUUUUUCAUUAGCAUGGCUAGAGAGAACGAGUUUCAUCUCUAUCUUUGAAUAAAAA